Molecule: messenger RNA, 1140 nt
Organism: Aspergillus oryzae RIB40
Lineage: Eukaryota; Fungi; Ascomycota; Eurotiomycetes; Eurotiales; Aspergillaceae
Gene: ergS
Product: protein ergS
Exons: 2
Coding region: 1-1140 (379 amino acids)
Biological process (GO): phospholipid homeostasis
Molecular function (GO): aminoacyltransferase activity
Source: RefSeq, a predicted model, not a curated record
AUGUCUGCUCAAUCGAGCGUUGAGAUCAUUCCUCCGACUGUCCCACAGACGUCUGGCGGCGCAAAGACUAAGCAACCGAAGGCUUCUAAGAAGAAGCCAAACCCGGCGAAGAAAGACCUCCUAUUUCGUACUGUGGGCGAGUCCCUUGCGAGUCAACUCUUCAGCCACUCGAAGCUACAUAAUACAUGCACUUGUUGUGCACUCGCUGCGGAUCAUCAACGGGAUCAGGGUUUCUUACUUCCACCAGCGGCACAUCCUACGCAUGACGCAAGAUCCCGCCGUUGUGGCAGCAGCUGUUGUGGGAGUAGCAGCAGCAGCCAAACUCUUGUGGAACCCACAUCAGACUCAGAUGCGCUAUCCUCUCGUUAUUCCUCGAACACAUACGGUCGUUCAAGCUCCGAAUCAUCCUUACCUCUAGGACGCGCCGGGUUCGUACCGCUGUCCAAGUCGACAUCCUUACCGCAGAUCAACCUACCCGGUCGAGAUCAUAUGGACAAUGCCGAAGUUUUGGAGAGAUUAGCCGGGCGCUAUGGGAAAGUCUCACAUAUGGUAAUACUCGACCGAAGUUACAAUUUCUUCCUUAACAAAGCCCGAACCGGGGCUUUGUGUUAUAAGGUGCAAAAUCAGGUAGCAAUAGUCGCAGGAGACCCCUUAUGUGAGCCGUAUCUGUUUUCCGAUAUACUGGACGAGUUCAAGGCAUAUCGAAAGCAGUUUCACUGGGGAAUUGCUUUUAUGGGGGCCAGCGACAGUCUAGUCAAGCAUGCGCGACGGCAACAUUGGGCCACAUUACAAUUUGGUGCCGAGCGUGUGCUUAAUCCAAUGACGAACGAUGUGCUUAUGGAGCGAAGUGGCAAGCGAAUCAUCGUCCAAAACAAACAACUCCUCAAUCCAGACAAAGGUGGGAUUACCUUAGGUGCUUACGCUCCAGCAUACGGGGCAGACCCGUCCCUACAGAGUGAGCUAAUGGGCAUUUACGAAUCAUGGCGGCAUCAACGCAACCAGGCCGCCGCCGCAGCCCAGGCUUUUAUUACCGUUUACAACCCGUGUCCCUGGACUGCGACAUAUGCUUGCCAUGGUCCAUAUGGCCAAUAUCAGCAUUCGCAAGCUUGUUCGCUCCGAAGCAAAGUCCGCCUCGCAUAA